GGACGGGGCUGUUCGAAGCCUGCUCUGCUUGAAGAUGACCCUGCUCCUGGCACGAGGGUUGGACUAGAUGGGCCUUUGAAAGUGCUCCCCGCCCCAAGCCCUUCUCUGCCCCACGUCCUCAGCCUCCAGCCCGCGGCAGGCGCGGGGCCCGGCGGGCCGUGGGGCCCAGGCCUCGGGGCUGUGUCUGUCCCUGCCUGCCCGGGAGGGCCGCGACGUGGCUGCUCGGCCUUGCCCUGGCAGACUCCCAGGCCCUGCUGUGGCCUUCGGACGCCUCCGGAGACCAGCGGAUGCGCAAGGGGACCCCUGCAGCCUGCGCUGCCGGCCGGGCCGUUUCUCCCGGGGCCGCUCUGUCGGGGUUGGCGCUGAAGCUCCACAGGCCCCGGGUCCCACACACUCUGGCUUCUUACAUGGGGAACUUCAGAAGAAAUGAAAGUUAGAGAGGAAAAGGAGUCGAACUCCGUAUUUUCAUUUCAGGUCAAAUAACAGUAUCUUCAGGAUUCCUGAUGGAAGAACUAACAUUUAUUGAAGCUGAUCCCUUACAGCAGCUUGAUGCAAGCAGCUCUUCUCUAGUGUCACAGACCCUGUCCGGUGCGGAACAAUGAGCCACAGGAGGGGCUGAAAAUAUGAGCUGACCUUAGUCUGCAAAGUGGAGACAAUGAUAUCAAUGCUUCUACUUUGCAAAGGUGUUGGGAAGAAUAAUUCACUAGUAUUUGCAUAAUGUAUUCUAAUUGGGGGGUUGGACUAGAUGAUCUUUCGAGGUCCCUUCCAACCCCUAUGAUUCUAUGAUUCUAUGAUUCUAUGAUUCUAUGAUUCUAUGUUGUACACAACAGAAGUCCCAGAUGUUACUCAGAGAUUGGUGUGGCUCGUUUUCCAUCCAAACAAGCCACUUCUGUCCCGCGUUUUUCUCCAGGAAAAAUAAAAAAAGAAAAAGUAAGCCAAAUAAGCCAUUAUUUAGACCUGCAAAUAAUGAGUGUUUAUCUGGAUUUUGUGUCACAAAUUAUGUAAUGAAGCAGAGAAAAGGCUUUGAACAAAUAUGUUAAUGAGAUGGCAGCUACAAGGGAGGUUGCAGAGUUGCCAAUUCUGAAUCAAAUUUUUAAAUGUUAUUUUCUUCUAGUGUUUUUUUCUUCUGUAGUCACUAGCCUGUACAGCAUUUUAAUGUGCUUUAGGGCUUCAUGGAAACUAUAUGGGAAAUACCAAUUCCAGGUCAGGAAAGCCUGACCAGCAACACACACUGACUGAGAAAACCCCACUGACUCAAAAUUCAUAAUGAGGGCUUUUAUGUAGAAACUUGGGCACAGGGAUUGUAAAGAAAGAACUGUUCGUUCAGCAUCUCAAAAGCUUUUCUUGGAAAAAUAUCAGAUGCUCCACUGGGAACUUAGUUGAAAGAUACUCCUAAAGCAACACAGUGGACUGGCAGUGGAUGGAAAGUACUGAUUGGAGAGAAAACGGAAAGAAAGGAAACAGUUAUUUUCUCUGAAUACUGGUAAUAAAUCCAUUUGAAUUCUGUGUAAACCUUCCAGUGCCUAACAUUAUUGUACAAGACCUCUUCUAAGCAUCUUUUUAAGUCAAGCAUCACAUAGAGGGACCAUUUUUUCAUUGGAGAUGGUCCACAGGAAUGCAAGUUCUGGCUGAUUCCCCACUUUCUGCUAGGCUUUGUGCUGCUGUGAAGUUUCCUCUGUGUUGAAGAUGGCCCCGACGUGCCUGCGGCCGCUGCUGAGGUACCGGUCCUUCGGCAUCCUCUUCCUCACGCCGCUGCUGCUGCUGCCGCUGCCGGUCGCUGUGCCGACGCGGGAGGCCAAAUGUGCAUAUAUCAUCAUCAUCAUGGCUGUGUACUGGUGCACUGAAGUGAUCCCGCUGGCUGUUACCUCCCUCAUGCCCGUGGUAUUUUUCCCUCUGCUUGGAGUUCAGAGCUCUAAAUCAGUGUGUUUGCAGUACCUAAAUGACACAAACAUGCUCUUUGUUGGAGGGCUGAUUGUUGCAAUUUCUGUUGAACAGUGGAAUCUUCACAAAAGGAUUGCGCUGAGGGUCCUGCUGAUUGUUGGGGUGAAACCUGCACUCCUCAUGCUGGGAUUUAUGAUAGUCACUGCCUUCCUAUCCAUGUGGAUAAGUAACACGGCCACCACUGCUAUGAUGGUUCCCAUUGUCCAGGCUGUUCUGGAUCAAAUGGACAACACAGAGUAUGAUGUGACCAUGAUGGAACAAGCACCUGGGCAAACAAACACAGUGAUUGAGCUGGAGGAAAAGAAUACAUCAGAUCCCACUUCAGUGCAUGUCAUAAGUAAUGGACAAGUCCCUGAUGACCCCAGAGCUUCUGAGGAAAAGAACUUGAGGAAGCGUAUAUGUAAGGGAAUGACACUCUGUGUAUGCUAUGCUGCCAGCAUCGGAGGAACUGCAACACUCACUGGAACGGGACCAAACAUGGUACUGAAAGGCCAGAUGAAUCAGUUAUACCCCAACAAUAAUGAUAUUGUCAAUUUUGCUUCCUGGUUUGGGUUUGCAUUCCCAAAUAUGAUUUUGAUGUUGGUAUUAGCUUGGCUUUGGCUACAGUGCUCCUUCAUGGGACUCAACUUUAAGAAAAGCUGGGGCUGUGGGACAGAGAGGACUGCUAAAGAAAAAGCUGCAUACAACGUGCUGAAGGCAGAAAUGAAGAAAUUAGGCCCUAUCACUUACGCUGAAUUCAAUGUCCUCCUAAUGUUUGUUUUGCUGGUUCUUUUGUGGUUUUCCAGACAUCCAGGCUUUGUAAAAGGCUGGGCUGCCAGGCUCUUCCCUGAAGGAGAAAAGUAUAUCACUGAUUCUGCUCCUGCUGUGUUUAUUGCCUUGCUACUGUUUAUCCUUCCUGCUAAUAAACCCAAAUUCAUAGGCUGGAAUCCAAGCAUGUCUGACCCUGAACAGACUGAAGAAGAUAUAAAAAAGCCAUUUUUAUCAGCCCCACUGCUAGACUGGAAUGUGGUUCAGAGGAAGAUGCCCUGGAGCAUCGUGCUGCUGCUGGGAGGAGGUUUUGCUUUGGCUGAUGCAAGUGCAAACUCUGGGCUGUCAGCUUGGCUGGGUCAUCAAAUGACUCCCCUAGGAUCUAUCCCACCCUGGGCCAUUGCAACAGUACUUUCACUUAUUAUAGCUGUCUUUACUGAAUGCACCAGUAAUGUUGCCACAGCCACCCUCUUCCUACCUGUCUUUUCAUCCAUGGCUGCAUCUGUCAAGAUCCAUCCUUUGUAUGUUAUGCUGCCUGGUACUCUCAGUGCUUCCUUUGCCUUCAUGCUACCUGUUGCAACACCACCCAAUGCAAUAGUGUUUUCCUAUGGCCACAUCCGUGUUUUGGAUAUGGUUAGAUCUGGAAUAGUGAUGAACAUCAUUGGAGUCUUCUGUGUCACACUGGCCAUCAACACCUGGGGAAGACCUAUGUUUGAACUGGACACGUUCCCAACCUGGGCAAACAGCACAACUAGCCAAUGAGCAGUGAAGACUUCAUGUGUUAAACAAGGAAAGGACCCUUAACAUUACUCCCUGUUGCCUGAAGCCAUAUGCAGAAUCCCAUCACCACGUCAUGCUAAGUGUCAGGUCUUCGCUGCCUUGUGGGAGUCACACGUCGGUUCAGGCAUGAACCAGCUCAAAUUUAUUCUGGCUGUGCUGGAGCCAGAAGUGCAGUUUAAUUACACAACCCUAAGGAUCAUGUGUCUGGAUCAUAAGUAUGACCGAGUGAUCCGAUAUACCUCCAAUCAAGGUCAAGAUUUAGAAUUUGUUGAAAUGUAAAUAAAGAGAGGGCAGGCUGUUGCAUCAAA
Apus apus (common swift) is the source of this 3776-nucleotide messenger RNA. RefSeq names its product solute carrier family 13 member 5 (gene SLC13A5). The record is from RefSeq and is a predicted model, not a curated record. The transcript is spliced from 14 exons. Gene Ontology annotation, molecular function: citrate transmembrane transporter activity; sodium:dicarboxylate symporter activity; succinate transmembrane transporter activity. Gene Ontology annotation, cellular component: membrane. Gene Ontology annotation, biological process: citrate transport; monoatomic anion transmembrane transport. The coding region runs from base 1687 to 3450 and encodes 587 amino acids. NCBI's taxonomy places the organism in Eukaryota, Metazoa, Chordata, Aves, Apodiformes, Apodidae.